AUAGUGCUAUAGUCCAUCUCUUUAAUCAGAAAAGGUCACACUCGGAUGAAUAGGCUUUAAAAAAGUUCCGGCGGAUUUGGUAUUUAUAUGGGCUUAAAUCUCCAUGUUGUCUCCAGCUCAGAGUCCGGAUGGGCUACUAGCUUUGCACUGUGUUAGACAAGAUUAUAGGGCAGACGGGAUGGGAUGUAGGAGCUCUCCUAGCUCAACCACUAUACCACGACGAUGAGAGCAGAACGCACAUUUGUCGGCUGGGAUGCAGCAGCAGCAGCAGCAGCAGCAGCAUCCUCCUCUCCUCUCUGUGAACAGCUCUGAUUCAGCACACUCAGUCAGACCGCCAACGAGGAUGCCGCCGGUAGGAUGCAGACUAACAGUCCAAGCUGUGAGACAUUUCUGCUGAGAUAAGUCUGCACACUGCGAUUUAGACUGGGAUCAGCACCAAAGAAGAAGACUAAACUUAUCAGCUGCCUCAUUUUCAACUUGAUCCCGGAGUGUGUGGCUGCUGCACGGAUCUCUAGAAGUUGGACUGUGAAAUGUUAAUGCCAUGACUCUUGACUUUGGACAAGAUUUCCAGCGCAGUGCAGCCUGUGUGCCGUGUGUUUGUCACCAUAAGGUGGACUUCGUCUUUAGUCCUAUUUGAUCAACGUGUUGCAUUUGAAUAUAACGCAUCUAUCCGAGGCUAUGGAGGAGUAUUGAUCCCAGAACAACCCAUGGGUGCUGCUUAUUAUUCACAGUAAUGGAAUGAAGACACUAUCCAGAUAUGAUGGAUGAUAGAUCCAGUAAGCUCAUCUUGGUUCCUAUUUUAGCCGUGCUUUUUGUUAUGAUCGGUUAUCAGUACAUAUGCCCCGCUGGCAGCAACUCGUGCCACUUUAAGGCUGAGGAGAAAUUGAGGGGGGUGAGCCUACUUUCCACCCCGUACAUGGACAGCGAUGAUUUCUACAGAGACCAAGACCUGGAGGAUGACAGCCCGCCUAAAGUACCGUCCAAAUUCAACUUCACCGAGAGAGACCUCGGCAGACACGUGGAGUUCAACAUCAAAGGGGACGACGUGAUAGUGUUCCUGCACAUCCAGAAGACCGGAGGAACCACUUUCGGGAGACACUUGGUGAGGAAUAUUCGGUUGGAGCAGCCGUGCGAUUGCAAGCCAGGGCAGAAGAAAUGCACAUGCCACCGGCCAGGGAAAAAGGAGUCCUGGCUCUUCUCCCGGUUCUCUACCGGCUGGAGCUGCGGACUGCAUGCUGACUGGACCGAGCUAACGAACUGUGUACCUGUCAUUAUGGAUAAGAAGGAGGCCCAGAGGAACAAAAGGAACUUCUAUUACAUCACCAUGCUGCGUGACCCGGUGUCCCGCUACCUGAGCGAAUGGAAGCAUGUCCAGCGUGGAGCCACGUGGAAGACCGCCCUCCAUAUGUGUGACGGGCGCUCACCCACCCAGGAUGAGCUGCCCACCUGUUACAAUGGGGAUGACUGGUCUGGUGUCACCCUUUCUGAGUUCAUGAACUGCGGGUCAAACCUGGCUAACAACCGUCAGGUGCGAAUGCUGGCCGACCUGAGCUUGGUGGGCUGCUACAACAUUUCCUCCAUGAACCAGAGUCAACGCAAUCACAUUCUUCUAAGUAGUGCCAUGAGCAACCUGAAAAACAUGGCUUUCUAUGGGCUCACCGAGUUCCAACGCAAGACACAGUACCUGUUUGAGCGGACGUUCAGCCUGCGCUUCAUCGCCGCUUUCACGCAGAUCAACAGCACUCGAGCCGCCAACGUGGACCUGAGUGAGACGGUGCGCAGACGCAUUGAGGAGCUUAACUUCCUGGAUGUGCAGCUGUACGAGUAUGCCAAAGACCUGUUCCUCCAGCGAUUCCAGUACAGCCGCCAGAGGGAGCACCAGGAGGUGCGCUUGAAGAGACGGGAGGAGAGGCGUUGGAUGAGGGAGCGAAAAGAGCAAAGCAGGCCCACGAAACACAGAGGGGGAGGGAACAAAGGGGGGACAAGGGGAGGAGGGUGGGAGAAGGAGACUGAGGGUGACUUUCCAUCCACUACUGAGGACUACACGAGCCAAGUGGCCCGCUGGUGAGGUCUGGAGAGAGCGGUAACAACAGACUGGUUCAGACAUUUUCACUGGACUCUCUCUUUUUGUGUCACCGUGAACUCGUCUCCUGCAUCUGUCUGUCUCUCAGCUUCAGUGUGAUCCGAGUGCUCUGCUGUUUCCUCAUGAAAACUGCCAAAUCUGUGAGUCCCACAGCAGCUCUGCCUUGGACUGCCUUUUGGUGUCUUAAAUCUUUAAAACUGUAUUUUUUUGUCAUUUGAUUUUUGCCUUGAUUAUUUAUCUUAGGUUUGAUAUGAGACAGUUUAUCUGAGGUGGAAGAGAAAAAAAAGAAGUUGCCAUUGACUGCAUUUUGAUUUUGACAUACACUGCAAAAUCUGAUGAAUGUCAUUGAAGUUACUGUCUUUGUACUGUCAAAGAUGUACUUGUCAAAGAACUGAUGGUUGCAUGUUGCACAUCCACAUUAUACUGACUUUUGGGCAGAGUUAUUUCAAAAACAUAUACAGUUCUGUAAGCCAAAGUUAAUAAAAAAAAAACACAAUGUAUUAAGUGUAUUUUCAUUUAAUGAAACCCUCUUAAAAGACCAUGUUGUAUGCAUGCAGUAACCAUGUUUUAAAUCAAGCUAUGGAAGACUAUCUGCUGCUUUAAUUUGGUGACAGUCCAAUAAAUAUAAUUUUCUGAAGUCAAA
Molecule: messenger RNA, 2726 nt
Organism: Notolabrus celidotus (New Zealand spotty)
Lineage: Eukaryota; Metazoa; Chordata; Actinopteri; Labriformes; Labridae
Gene: hs6st3b
Product: heparan sulfate 6-O-sulfotransferase 3b
Exons: 2
Coding region: 758-2068 (436 amino acids)
Cellular component (GO): membrane
Molecular function (GO): heparan sulfate 6-sulfotransferase activity
Source: RefSeq, a predicted model, not a curated record